This is a messenger RNA of Lasiosphaeria miniovina, 1113 nucleotides long. RefSeq lists its product as uncharacterized. Bases 179 to 793 code for a protein of 204 amino acids. The record is from RefSeq and is a predicted model, not a curated record. The transcript is spliced from 3 exons. Lineage: Eukaryota; Fungi; Ascomycota; Sordariomycetes; Sordariales; Lasiosphaeriaceae.
UUAAUUACUAAAGAUAGGUGCCUCCGGCCCCAUAUAUGGCCGCGUCAAACUAUAAAGACGUUGUGAGCCCGCGGCAAGACGCAGUUGCGAGUUCAGCUGCCCUCCCGCCCCCAGAUUCCAAAUUUCUAGAAUUCUCGAUUACCGGGCUCGCCUGUAUUAUUUCAGUGCACGAUCUAAUAUGAAGCCUGUCUAUAUUAUUGCGGGCCUGGCAUACGGCCUCUUGGUCGACGCCAGGGAUAUUCCAGUGGCUGGUCUUGCGGCUCGGCAGCGCGGCGGCGGUGGUGGCGGAAGGGGUGGAGGCGGGGGCGGCCGAGGCGGCGGCGGAGGCGGCUGGGGAGGUGGAGGAUACGGGGGCGGCUGGGGAGGUGGAGGCGGGUACGGAGGUGGAGGCGGGUACGGAAGUGGAGGCGGAAGCAGCGGAGGUGGAAGCAGCGGAGGUGGUAGCAGUAGUGGCAGCAGCGGAGACGCUGAUCAGUGCACCUGGCCAGAUCAUUGUCUGGGUGAUGCCUGCAACGUCGAGACGGACUGCGAUGGCUGGCUCGGCUGCGUCAACGGGCAAUGCGCAAACGUGCUCUCGAGCGCCCCGGCUCCGGCCCCGACCCCAACACGGAGUGCCACCGCGACCGCCGCCCCGACCGCCCCGGUAUCCAUCCCACCUUCGCCGACCUUGCCGGCGGGAGCUGGAUCUGCCUGUGGCAACACCCCUCUGGACUGUAUCGGGUUUCCUUGCAAUGCCGAUACCGACUGUGGCUUCAGCUUGAUAAUCUGCAAAAACGGUUUCUGUGGCUUGUGAGCGCACAAUGGUCAUCACACUAGGGGGAAAGUGACAUUGCCAAGCAGCCGGGGGUGGCAAAACACAAAAAUAGCAAUCACAGGGGAGGCAGUGGAGUUUUGGAAUUUUACUGAAAAGUCUUUUUAUUGCUUGCCCGAAGCCAAGAGGGCCCACGGCAUUGGGCGUUAGUUAUGGAAAUUCAUGGACGUUCAUGGAAGUUCAUGGAAGAUUUGUUGUAUUGCGCGAUUCAAAAUAGUAUUCGAGUGACAACCCCUUAAUUAUCGAGGUGGCUGCUAUAUUUCGUACCAUGUCCUUGUAACCUGGGCACCUUACAUUUUACC